Pyricularia grisea is the source of this 2038-nucleotide messenger RNA. RefSeq lists its product as uncharacterized. NCBI's taxonomy places the organism in Eukaryota, Fungi, Ascomycota, Sordariomycetes, Magnaporthales, Pyriculariaceae. The record is from RefSeq and is a predicted model, not a curated record. The transcript is spliced from 2 exons. Bases 92 to 1696 code for a protein of 534 amino acids. Gene Ontology annotation, cellular component: membrane. Gene Ontology annotation, molecular function: nitrite transmembrane transporter activity; nitrate transmembrane transporter activity. Gene Ontology annotation, biological process: nitrate transmembrane transport; nitrite transport.
AUCUGAUCAAACUUUCCCAUACAGACUCAUCAGUCUGAUACCCCAGAGGUUGUUCACGUAUUCAACUGUACAACACCGACUCUGUUUCACAAUGGGUAUCAACGUUAAGUUUUCCGACCUAUACCGGGCACCUGAGGUCAAUCCGAUCACCAGGAAAGCCCGGUCGAUACCUGCCCUCAAUGUAGUCAACAUGUAUGGUCGGGUGUUUUUCUUCUCAUGGUUUGGCUUCAUGAUAGCCUUCUGGGCCUGGUACACAUUUCCACCUCUUUUGACUGUCACUAUACGAAAAGACCUUAACCUCACCGCUGCCGAAGUCGCCAACUCCAACAUCGUCUCCCUGGUCGCAACCCUCUUCGUCCGCAUGGUUGCAGGCCCACUAUGUGAUCUAUGGGGAUCCCGAGUUGUUUUUGGUGGCGUCCUCCUGGUCGGUGCUAUCCCUCUGGGCCUCGCCCCUCUCAUCCAGAACGCCACGGGUCUCUACGUGAGCCGCUUCUUCAUUGGCAUUUUGGGCGGCGCCUUUGUUCCCUGCCAGGUCUGGUCGACUGGAUUCUUCGACAAGAACGUCGUUGGCACCGCCAACGCGCUGACCGGUGGCUUUGGCAAUGCCGGUGGUGGCAUCACCUACUUCAUCAUGCCGGCCGUCUUUGACAGCUUCGUGCACAGGAUGGGCUACACUCCCGGCCAGGCCUGGAGGCUGACUUUUAUCGUGCCAUUGGUCAUGAUCAUCGUCACUGGCGUCAGCCUGUUACUUCUGUGCCCCGACACGCCCACGGGCAAGUGGAGCGAGAGGCAUAUGCACGCGCAGCAGAUCGUGAACCAGGCCGACAACAUCACCGACGACGCCACCAACCAAGACAAGAUCGUCGAUGUUCCCGGAUCCAUCACCGACAAGGGCCCGAACACUUCAAACUCUUCGGAGGGUAACAGCUUUGUGGAAGAGAAGGAGAAGACAAAGAAGGAAAAGGAUGAGCAGGUUGGUCAGCUAUUAGAUGCAGAGGCUGGGCGGGUCAUCAAGAACGACGCCGCGGUCCAGAACACCGACACCAUCGCCAAGCCGACGUUUGCCGAAUCCCUCCGCGUGAUGGCGUCGCCACAGACGCUAGUGCACGUCUUGACUUACUUCUGCUCCUUUGGCGGCGAGCUGGCCGUCAACGCGAUCCUGUCGUCCUACUACCUCAAAAACUUCCCCGAGCUGGGCCAGACGGGCGCGAGCAACUACGCCGCCAUCUUUGGCUUCCUCAACUUCAUCACGCGGCCGCUGGGCGGCGUCGUCUCGGACCUGCUGUACAACGCCGCCGGCAGUGGGCCGCGGGGUCUGUGGCUCAAGAAGGGCUGGAUCCACAUCUGCGGCGUCGCCACGGGGGCGCUGCUCAUCCUCAUCGGCCAGCUCAACCCGCACCACCAGCCGACCAUGCUCGGGCUCGUCAUCUUCAUGGCCUUCUUCCACGAGGCCGGCAACGGUGCAAACUUUGCCCUGAUCCCGCACGUCCACCCGCACGCCAACGGCCUCGUCUCGGGCAUCACGGGCGCCGGAGGGAACCUGGGAGGCGUGGUGUUUGCCGUCGUGUUCAGGUUCGUCGGCGGCGGCACCGGCUACGCUACCGGAUUCUGGAUCAUUGGCAUCGUGCACAUCGCCAUCAACGUCGCGACCUCGUGGAUCAAGCCGCUGCCUAAGGGGCAGAUUGGGGGUUACUGAGUGAAAAAGACCGGGGUUGGGUUUUGAGUCGUUUUUUUUUUUUUUUUAAUAAAUAUAUUGGGGGGGCCAGUAUUGUUGGGAUGCGUUUAUGAGCGUAUCCUUUUAUGUUUUAUUUUCUUUUUCUUCUCCUUAUAAUGUUAGACAUACCCUGGCUUUGGUUUCAAAACAAAAACAACAGGACGGGUUUUGGUAGACCCGGAUAGGCGUCCAUAGUGAACCAAGAAUACGAAAAGAUAAUGGGGUUUCCUGAACAUGGAUCGAUCAUUGAAUGGCUUUUACCUUGGUGUACAUUAUGUCGUUAUUUCUCCCUCAAUAUCAGCACAGCUGCGAGCAACUUGGGAC